Molecule: messenger RNA, 1590 nt
Organism: Myotis daubentonii (Daubenton's bat)
Lineage: Eukaryota; Metazoa; Chordata; Mammalia; Chiroptera; Vespertilionidae
Product: syntaxin-2-like
Biological process (GO): synaptic vesicle fusion to presynaptic active zone membrane; exocytosis; intracellular protein transport
Cellular component (GO): synaptic vesicle; SNARE complex; plasma membrane
Molecular function (GO): SNARE binding; SNAP receptor activity
Source: RefSeq, a predicted model, not a curated record
GCGGGGCAGGCCUGAGCGGCAGGGAGCGGUGCCCGGCCCGCGGCCAUGCGGGACCGGCUGCGGACCUGACGGCGCGCCAGAAGAGUGAUGAAGAGGGAUGACGGGGACACGGUGGUCGUGGCUGAGAAGGACCACUUCAUGGACGACUUCUUCCACCAGGUCGAGGAGAUCAGGAACGGCAUAUCUAAGAUAGCUCAGUACGUGGAGGAAGUAAAGAAAAACCACAGCAUCAUUCUGUCUGCACCAAACCCCGAGGGAAAAAUAAAAGAGGAGCUUGAAGAUCUGAACAAAGAAAUCAAGAAAAUUGCUAAUAAAAUCUGCGUCAAGUUAAAGUCCAUCGAGCAGAGCUUGGAGCAGGAUGGGAACAGGCCCCGCACGUCUGUGGACGCCUGGAUCCGGAGGAGCCAGCACUCCGUGCUCUCCCGGAAGUUCGUGGACGUGAUGGCCGAGUUCAACGAAGCCCAGACGGUCUUUUGGGAUCGCAGCAAGGGGCGCAUCCAGCGGCAGCUGGAGAUCACUGGGAAGACGACCACAGACGAGGAGCUGGAGACCAUGCUGGAGAGCGGGAACCCCUCCAUCUUCACCUCCGACUCACACAGCACAAGACAGGCCCUCAACGAGAUCGAGUCGCGGCACAAGGACAUCAAGAGGCUGGAGACCAGCAUCCGCGAGCUGCACGAGAUGUUCAUGGGCAUGGCCAUGUUCGUGGAGACACAGGGUGAAAUGAUCAACAACAUAGAGAAGAACGUCAUGAACACGGCGGACUACGUGGAACACGCCAAGGAGGAGACGAAGAAAGUCAUCAUGUACCAGAGCAAAGCGCGCAGGAAAAAGUGGAUCCCGGUGGCCGUGGCGGUGGUGCUGGUCGCUGUCGUGGCUCUGAUUAUUGGCUUAUCGGUUGGCAAGUGAGGCUGCGGAUCACGCCAGGGUGCAUGCCUCUGCAGGCACGGCAAAAAUGAUGUGCGUUGUUAUUUGUGUAAUUAUUUUGCUUGUGAUCCUUGGAAUUAUCCUAGCAACAACAUUGUCAUAGCAACCGUAGCCCACGAGCCCUUAGUCCCUGGAGUCAGCCCUCCCACGUCUGCAGCAAGCCAGCCUCCCACGUGGCGCACGAGCCCCGGGCGUGGCAGCCGUGGCACCGAGUGCGCUGAAGGACACGGAGAAUGCCGCCCGCAGCCCGGAUGCGAUGCGUUAGCCCCGCAUCCUUGGCUCCAUAAACAGCACGCCGCAAACCUUCAGGAAUGUGAAACAAUGGCCUUAAGAUAGGAAUUAUUGACAUUUUCAAUUUUUUAUAUUUCAGUGUUAAGACUAUUUGUAUGUAGCGUUUCAUGAGGAAUAUUUUAUGUUUGAAGCCACGCGAUUCCAGGUCUGAGACUUGGUGCCCUACCCCCUGGCUCACAAGCUCCCUGACGCUUUUGUACCGUUUCCUUCGUGUUUACUGUUUGCUAGGAAAUCCUCGUUAUUAUCACAGAGCUGUUUUGUAAGAUAUCUAUGAUGUUAAAUGUUUAUAAAUUAACUGUUUAAUAUAUUAACCUCUUAGUUUACCCCAUUUUUAUAUAUUAAAUGCUGCCUUUUGAAAGGAAAACAAAAAAA